This is a messenger RNA of Bubalus bubalis (water buffalo), 1848 nucleotides long. Its product is annotated as tripartite motif-containing protein 64. The coding region runs from base 304 to 1656 and encodes 450 amino acids. The record is from RefSeq and is a predicted model, not a curated record. Gene Ontology annotation, molecular function: zinc ion binding; protein binding. Lineage: Eukaryota; Metazoa; Chordata; Mammalia; Artiodactyla; Bovidae. The transcript has 8 exons.
AUCAUAUCACUUGGAGGAAAUGGGUGUGGUCUUCAGAGAAUAUAUAAAGCAUUCCCAGAAGAUGCAAUUGCAUUCUUCUCCAGCAUCCAGAGCUGUCAGGAUUCAAGUUUGUCGCACUGAGGAGAAUUUUUAAAGUUCCUGCCAGAAGGAGGUGAGCACCUAAGUGCUGACCUGAACUGAAUAGCUACUUACCGAACAGGAAUGAAAUUUCAUCAACUACAUUUCAUCAAGUGUACCCAAAGUGGGAACACUCACCAGUUGAAAAUAUGACAUGCUCUGGUGAUCUGAACUGACUCCAGAAACAUGGAUUCAGACACACUGCAGGUCUUCCAGAGUGAACUCACCUGCUCCAUCUGCAUGAACUGCUUCCUGGACCCCGUCACCAUAGACUGUGGGCACAGCUUCUGCCGUCCCUGUCUCAGCCUUUGCUGGGAAGAAGGCCAGUCUCCAAGGAGCUGCCCUGAGUGCAGGGGAAUAGCAGACAGGCCCAAUUUCCAAACCAAUAUUGUCCUCAAGAGGCUGGCUUCCCUUGCCAGACAGGCCAGAGCUGACCAUGACCACAGCUCUGAAGAGCAGAUCUGUGUGACACACCAGGAAGCCAAAGGCCUCUUCUGUGAGGUUGACCAGACCCUGCUCUGUGGGCCCUGCUCUGAAUGCCCCGAGCACGCAGCUCACAGCCACAGUCCAAUACACAGGGCUGCUGAGGAGUCCCGGGAAAAAUUUUUGAAAAGAAUGAGCUCUUUAUGGAAAAUGAGAGAAGAAAUGCAACUCAUUCUGAAUCAGGAAGCUCAAAAAACUCAGUCAUUUAAGAAAUAUGUGACCCUAAGGAAGGUGAUGAUUAAAUUUGAAUAUCAGAGGAGGCAUCCAUUGCUCCAGGAGGAGAAGAAACUGCAUCUGGAGGCCCUGAAGAAAGAAGCCAAGGAGAUUUGUCUACAACUCAAGAAGAGUGUGUUCAGAAUGACUCAGUACAUAGAAAGACUGAGAGAAAUGUACAGAGAGCUGACCGAGAUGUGCCACAAGCCAGACACAGAGCUGCUCCAGGCCAUGGGAAAUGUAUUGGAAAUGGCCUACUUGGCACAGAUGCAGAUGCCUCAGCCAGUGAACCCAGAGCUCAGUUGCUGGCCUGUUGCUGGAAUCCUAGACACUCUGAACAACUUCAGAGUGGAUAAUGUUCUGACUCAGACAACCGUUCACCAUCUGAGCCUUGAUGAUGCAAGUGUGAUGUCAGGAGAUGACCCCCAGGGCAUGUCCAGACAGCUCGAUGGUGAGGAGAGCUUUGUGGCCUGGGGAGCUCAGGCUUUCACCUCCGGGAGGCAUUACUGGGAGCUGGAUGUGACACACUUCUCCAGCUGGAUUCUGGGGGUCAGUAAAGAUAUCUUGACAAGUGAUACUAUUAUCCGUAUUAAUUAUGAAGAAGCAUUUCUUCUAUUUUCUGAAAAGGUGAAUGACCAGUAUAGUCUCUUCACCAACUCCCCACCCUUAGUUCAGUUUGUAAAAAGGCCUCUGGGUAAGAUUGGAGUUUUUCUGGAUUACGACAAUGGAGCUGUGAGCUUCUAUGAUGUUUCCAGAGGAUCCCUCAUAUACAGUUUCCUUCCUUCCUUCAUCUCCUCCCCUCUGAAGCCUUUCCUUUGCCUUAGGUCUCCAAGAAUUAUCUAGUUCCCUGACCAUAUUUUUUAAAUUCUUCCCUGAGGAUGUUGCUAUCUUAAACCUCAUGCAAGGUCACAGAACAAUACCUGACUGUGUCUGAGCACACUGCAAUUUAAUGAAACAUAAUGAUUGUAUGUUUAUAAAAUGGCUUAAACAUGUUGAAUGUAUAAAUUUGUUAAUGAAGUUUAACACAAAAAUUUA